Messenger RNA from Drosophila sulfurigaster albostrigata, 2759 nucleotides. RefSeq names its product SURP and G-patch domain-containing protein 1. Gene Ontology annotation, biological process: RNA processing. Gene Ontology annotation, molecular function: RNA binding. The transcript has 7 exons. The record is from RefSeq and is a predicted model, not a curated record. Bases 145 to 2730 code for a protein of 861 amino acids. Gene Ontology annotation, cellular component: nucleoplasm. Lineage: Eukaryota; Metazoa; Arthropoda; Insecta; Diptera; Drosophilidae.
GCGGUCACACUGCUUUUUGCAUAGAGUGGCCAUUCUUGGAAACUUUUUAUAUGAAAACUUUUUACUUGCCGUGGGAACAAAACUAUCUAAAGAGACAGACAGCAAGGUUUUAUAUAAGCACUCGGAGCAGAAAACAGCAAAGGUAUGGCGCAACGUAAUCAUCGCAUUGAUCGCUUUGCGCAAAUGAGCAAACAGGAGGAGAUAAUUGCCAAGAAGCGACAAGAGAUACUCGAAAAACAGAGGACAGCGCAGCUGGCGAAAGCCGUCGCCGCUGCCCAAUCUUUGGCAGCUCAAAUGAAAACGAUGGAAACGCUGCUACCAGUGACAACGCCUGCUGCUGCUACCGAACAGGAUGAGCACGAUGAGGAGCACGAAAAAGAGCCAGAAGAGGUGCUAACAACACCACAGUGCUCUGGGACUGCUGAGGAAGAAGCAGGCGAUGCGCUGGAAACGGAGAAUGGCGAUCAAACGGGCGUUGGAGUUGGAAAGGGAAGAACAGGUGACGACUUAACGCCCAAGACAUUAAACAGUUUUACCGGAAAGACGGGUAAAAUCACAUUUAGCCUUAAGCGGCAGCAGCUGCCACAACCCAAUGUCGAGCAGCCUCCGCCCAAGGUGAAGAAUACGUUUUGUAACGAUGGUUCCUUUCUGGAGAACUUUAAAAAGAUACUGGAAAAACACGAACAGCCCAAGCCAGCGCCACCCAUUAUAGUGGUGCCUACUAGCAGCGAAGAAAACAAUGCCAUUGACUCGCCAAGUGGCGAGAACAACAGUCCACAGCAGCCAAUUGAGCAGGUUGUCAGCACAAUAGCAACGAGUGCAGCGGCUGCGGUCAUCGCCACCUCCAUGGCUGGCAGCAUGACUGUCGCGAAUACAGCACCCAAUCCUCUGGCAUUUAGUUUGCCUGGCCCACCGCCACCACCACCGCCGUUUGCGUUUAAUCCUACACUACUGGCACAGGGACCACCACAAAUGCCAAUGCCGGCUUUCUUCCACGGUCAUCAUCAUCAUCCACAUCACUUACUGCAUCCGGCUGCAGUGCCACCGCCGCCGCCGCCUCCACCGCCACAGUUGCCUAUUGCGUUGGCAAACUUAACGCCCAUCUAUAUGCAAUUGGGACCAACACAAUUGCCGCCCGAGGCGGCGGCAAUGCAUCAAUUGAAUGCGAUACCGCAACCAAGAGAAUUCGAUUUGAAUGCAAUACCAAAGCCACAGAUUAAUCUGGAGGCCAUCCAAAUACCGAAUGUCACACCGAGCGAACAGUUGGGAUUGCUGCCCGAGCUGGUAACGGUAAAUCCACCGCCACCUCCACCGCCUCCCACGCAACCCGAGGAGCUGCCACAGCAGCAACAGUCGCAACAACAACAACCACAGCUGACAACACCGCCACAAGUUUUUUCAGAAACGUGCAUACAAUUGCCAACGUGCAUAGAAAACCUAAUCGCACUGGUCGCCGAAAAUGGUGAAGAUUACGAAGAUAAAAUACGUUUGCAUAGAAGCGAAUUGCAUCCGGCCUUGUGGUUUCUUUAUGAUAAGAGCUGCGAACAGUAUCGAAGCUAUCGCACACAACUCCUCGAUUAUGGACGCCAGCGGGCAGAGCGACAACGCGAGCAGCAGCUAAACAAGGAGCAACAGCAGCAGCUAUCACAACAGCAGCAGCAACCGCUGCCUCAACAGCAGCAACAACAGGAGGACAAUAACAGCAAUUCAGCAGCGGAUAAAUACGACCCGGAGUCGGCAAUGAGUGCCGAUUUCGAUUCGGAUGACGAGUAUAUGCGAGGUAUGAUGGAUCGCAAUCGUGACAAUAUUAAGCGACGCAUCGAAUGCCGCAAUGAGCUGAGCGAUGAAGAGCGACGGGAGCGCGAAGAGGAGGCUGCUGCCUUGGCCGCUGAUGGUGAAGGCAAUGAGCUGCUCGAUCAGGACGACAGAGACGAGAGAGAGACGCAGCGACAGCGACGAAAGAGGGAGCGCAAAAGCCGCUGGGGCGAGAAGGAGCAGCUACCGAGUAGCUCAAGUACUCCCACUAGUUUUGGCAAUCAGAACAAGCCCAUACUGAGCAGCAUAACACGUAGCGAUCCGGCUCUACUGCAAUAUGCACGCCUUAAUUAUGGUUCCACUCAGCUGUCGGAGGAUCAAUGGAAGCAGUGCGAAGAGCACUUUAAGGUGAAUUUGUUGUAUCAGGACAUGAUGCGCAAGCGUCAGGAGAUUGAUCGCUUAGCUCGCGGUGGCAAAUUCAAGUAUGAAUACGAUUCGGAUGAGGAUGUUGAUGGUGGUACUUGGGAGCACAAGUUGCGCACAGCUGAAAUGGAGGCGACCCAUUUGUGGGCGAAUGCACUGACUAAACAGAGCGAGGGAAAGCACCAUAUUGGUGACUUUUUGCCGCCCGAAGAGCUGAAGAAAUUCAUGGAACAAUACGAGGCGAAGAAGAGCAAUAGACAACCAGAUUUGAGCGAUUACAAAGAGUACAAACUUAAGGAGGAUAACAUUGGCUUCCAAAUGCUGCAAAAGCUGGGCUGGAAAGAGGGUCAAGGUCUGGGUCAAGACGGCGCUGGCAUUGUCGAUCCAGUCAAUAAAGCACCACAAAGAGAUGGCAAUCAGGGUCUGGGAGUCAGCAGCGCUGCUCAGCCAGAAGAUUGCGACAAUGAGUACGAUGCGUAUCGUAAGCGCAUGAUGUUGGCCUAUCGCUUUCGUCCCAACCCAUUGAAUAAUCCACGACGCGCCUACUACUAGAGAAUUAUUAUUUUAUAACAUGCAUUAUA